Ordospora pajunii is the source of this 930-nucleotide messenger RNA. RefSeq names its product protein kinase. The transcript has a single exon. The coding region runs from base 1 to 930 and encodes 309 amino acids. Gene Ontology annotation, molecular function: ATP binding; RNA polymerase II CTD heptapeptide repeat kinase activity. The record is from RefSeq and is a predicted model, not a curated record. Gene Ontology annotation, cellular component: nucleus; cyclin-dependent protein kinase holoenzyme complex. Gene Ontology annotation, biological process: protein phosphorylation; positive regulation of transcription elongation by RNA polymerase II. NCBI's taxonomy places the organism in Eukaryota, Fungi, Microsporidia, Ordosporidae.
AUGGAGAAAUAUGAAAACAUCAAGCAAGUGGGGGAAGGAGCAUUUGGGCAGGUGUACAAGUCAAGACGAAUAUCUGAUGAUGAAAUAGUGGCGAUCAAAAAAAUGCCUGUAGACAAGGAGACUGGAUUUCCAUUUACUGCCAUACGUGAGAUAAAGCUAUGUAAAGCAAUGUGCAACAAACAUAUCAUCAAGCUGAACGAAAUUAUUUUUGAUGAUGGCUUUGUUUUUGUUGUGCUUGAGUAUAUGCCUUAUGAUUUAACAGGGCUUCUUGCAUCAGGUGCCGAUCUAAGUGUUGAUCACACAAGAUCGAUUCUUUCGCAGCUUGUAGAAGCAGUGAGUGCAAUGCACGCUUUACGACUGGUUCAUAGAGAUAUAAAGCCCAGCAACAUCCUGAUAGACCGUUUUGGAGUACUGAAACUUGCAGACUUUGGACUAACAAGAGAAGUAUCUGGAAUAAUGACUAACAGAGUGUGUACACUUUGGUACAGAGCACCAGAGCUUCUUCUUGGAGAGACAUCAUACGGAUUCAAGGUUGAUGCCUGGUCAAUAGGCUGCAUAAUGCUAGAAAUGAGGCUGCAUAGGCCUCCUUACCGGGGUUGUGAUGAAGUGUCUCAGAUCAGAUUGAUAUUUGAUGAUCUAGGAAUUCCAAAGGACAAGUACAAAUGGACAGACAUGCUUGAAGUAGAGGCCUAUUCAAAGCCAAAGCCUACAGGAGAAAUCAUCUCGCAGAAAUAUGGGCAUUUGUUCAAUGAAGAAGAGCUUGAGAUUCUUUCUGGGUUUCUGUGCCCUACCAGUAGAGAAAGACUAACAGUGGUCAAUGCAGGGCAAUUCCCCAUCAUCUCGAGUUUUAAGAAUACAUAUAUCCCUAUGGAUUUUGAGGAGUCUCAUGAGCUUUAUACAAAAGACAAGAAAGAAGCAAGCAAGCUUUAG